This is a messenger RNA of Nannizzia gypsea CBS 118893, 822 nucleotides long. RefSeq lists its product as hypothetical. Lineage: Eukaryota; Fungi; Ascomycota; Eurotiomycetes; Onygenales; Arthrodermataceae. The record is from RefSeq and is a predicted model, not a curated record. The transcript has a single exon. The coding region runs from base 1 to 822 and encodes 273 amino acids.
AUGGAGUCCACAUCCUCACACGAGGAAUACGGCCGCCCGCCCCCUCGCAGAAGAUUAGGUAUCCUCGGCAAACCCAUGCUGUCAUCUCCUCCAGAUUCAGAUGUGGAAGCAGGUACAGAAUCUCCACUAUCAGAGCGGCCGGAACGAAGUGAUAUCUCUACCAAUGACCCACCCUCCAGUUUGCUGAACAGUCACCCGCCCGAAGAACUAGACGAUUUCCGAAACCCAUCUUAUAUAGGCUCAGACUCAGAUGCUAUAGAAAUCUUCUUCGAAAGCAGAGAUAGCCGCACCAAAUUACCCUAUCUCUCCUUUGUCUCGGUAACCAGCGAUGAUAUAGUCAAUGACCUCGAUGAAGGCAGGCUAAUGCCCCUACUGGUUGAAUCAUAUGACAUGCUCUUCCCAGAUGAACUUGAAAACGGCAUCGCAGACGGCACAAUUAGUCUGGAUAUCUCUCUGGAAAGUAUCGAUGACGAUGACGAUGAUGACGACGAGGAUGAGUACGAGGAUGAGUACGAAGAUGAGGAUGAGGAUGAGGAUGAGGAUGAAGAUGAAGAUGAAGAUGAGGAUUCUAGCUCUCCUUCGUCUCUGGAAUACGAUAUAAUCAAAGACAGACCUAGGCCAGGUGUCGGCGAGAAGAAAGGUUUCAUCAACGGUAUAUUUACGUGGAUGAAACGGAUUCCUGCCACUGAUGAGAGUGAGCUGUCUGUCUCCUUGUCUGAGAAAAAUUUAUCAGAAAAGAGCGUCGAGUGUGACCUGAAGCGGAAGUCUAGCAUGGACGACCUGCAUUCUGCCUAUGAAGUUUCUGAAGGGCCAAGUUCAUAG